GAAACAUAAUCGUCAAAUUGUCUAUCGAUGUAUCUACUACAAUUUAUUAAUAAAUAAUUAAUCUUAUUGGUAAUUUUAGUUCACAUUCCAUUUCGUUUGCACUUUUCAUCACCUAUUCAAAAGUGUUCACAACUUUUACUGAGAUGGCGACUUUACCUAUUCUAUUUCUAAUAUUGUGUGUUUUUGCUUCGGAGGCAAAAAUAUUCCGUAACUUGCAUGCACCACCCCCAAUAGAUGUUCCCGUCGGCAGAGCUACUGUUCCCGUGUGGGCUAACAUAACCCAAAGGGUUGAUCAUUUCAAUCCUGUGGAUAAAAGAACAUGGAAAAUGAGAUAUUUAUAUAACGACGAGUGCUUUGUGAGUGGUGGUCCAAUAUUCAUAUAUCUUGGGGGUGAAUGGACCAUAACAACGGGAAACCUUAUGACCGGGCCAAUAUACGACAUUGCAUGUGAAAAUGGCGGAUAUAUGUUUUAUACUGAACACAGAUAUUAUGGUGAAAGUCAGCCGACUAGUGAUUGGAGUUCUGAAAAUCUAAAGUACCUUUCGGCCGAUCAAGCUCUGGCUGACAUUGCUUACUUUAUCAAAUACCAAAAAGAAAACGUUCAAGCCUUACAAAAUAGUUCAGUAGUAGCAAUUGGAGGCUCUUACUCUGCAACUCUUGCGACAUGGCUUCGUAUUAAAUAUCCUCAUUUUGUUGACAUUGCAUAUGCCUCCAGUGCUCCACUUAAUGCUAAAGAAGAUUUCUAUGAAUACCACGAAGUCGUCAAUGACAAUCUGGUUCUUGCUUCAUCAACGUGUCCUACAGUUAUUAGAUCAGCAAUUUCUGAAAUUGAGACCAUGCUUGAAUCCGAAGAAGGUAUUGCCACAGUGUCUGCAUUAUUUCGAACAUGCCAACCCAUAAACAAUACGCAACCCUCCCGUGCUUUCUUUUUCAACGCAAUAGCAGAGGCAUUUGCAUCAUUAGUACAGUAUUCAAGACCUGGUGACAUCGAAAGUGCAUGUUUCCUAAUCGAAAAUACAACAGGUUCUAAUCCAGAAAAGUUGGCUUCCUAUGUCAACACACAGUAUACUGGUGAAUGCAUGGGAUUAUAUAAUGAAUUCUUAGAUGUAUACACAUCUCCUAACAUAACUGCAGAUGAAUUGCGCCAAUGGCACUAUCAAACUUGCACAGAAUAUGGCUGGUUUCAAACUUCAACAUCCAAUAACCAACCUUUGGGUAAUACAUUUCCUUUAGAAAUGUUUAAUCAAAUCUGCAAAGAUAUAUUCGGAUUAGAAUAUGAUGAAGAAGUAUUAAGUGUUGGUGUGGAAAGAACAAAUGCUUUCAAUGGAGCUGAUACUCCAGAAAUAUCUCGACUCAUUUCAGUACAUGGUAGCGUUGAUCCUUGGCAUGCGGUGGGAUUAUUGAGAGAUCUUCAUUCUACGGCACUUACAUUUGUGGUUCAAGGUUCUUCUCACUGUGCCGAUCUCAGAUCUGCAUCAAAUAGUGAUUCCGAACAAAUCAGACAAACAAAACUCACAAUUCGGACAACAAUAGCGAGAUGGUUGGACGAAAUAAAAUAUGGUACAUCAUCUGGAAAUAGUUUACGAACAAGUGUAAUAACUAUUAUGGCUACUGUAAUUUGUUUCAUUUAUAAUUUCUAAUUUCUUACAUUCAUGUAAAAUGAAGUGGAUUUGCCUAGUACAUGCAAUUGUGCAGUCAAUAAAAUUAAUUGAAAUUAA
Molecule: messenger RNA, 1718 nt
Organism: Agrilus planipennis (emerald ash borer)
Lineage: Eukaryota; Metazoa; Arthropoda; Insecta; Coleoptera; Buprestidae
Product: putative serine protease K12H4.7
Exons: 10
Coding region: 144-1640 (498 amino acids)
Biological process (GO): proteolysis
Molecular function (GO): dipeptidyl-peptidase activity; serine-type exopeptidase activity
Source: RefSeq, a predicted model, not a curated record